This is a messenger RNA of Tachysurus vachellii, 6162 nucleotides long. RefSeq names its product protein phosphatase 1, regulatory subunit 9Ba (gene ppp1r9ba). The transcript is spliced from 11 exons. Gene Ontology annotation, biological process: actin filament organization; calcium-mediated signaling; neuron projection development. Lineage: Eukaryota; Metazoa; Chordata; Actinopteri; Siluriformes; Bagridae. Gene Ontology annotation, molecular function: actin filament binding. Gene Ontology annotation, cellular component: postsynaptic density; dendrite; cytoplasm. The record is from RefSeq and is a predicted model, not a curated record. The coding region runs from base 196 to 2583 and encodes 795 amino acids.
CGGGGAGAGACAGCACGGCCGCGUCACUGCUGUUCGCUCGCGGGGAAACCGACAAGCUGAAAAGGGCUCGAGGACACAAUGAACUCGCCAGCGGAAGGAGUUUAACGCACCGGAUCUUUGAUGAACACGAAAUACAAGGGGAAAAGGGAGGAGGCUAUGCCGUUUCGACUUUUCUUUACCACCAUUUGAUUAACCAUGAUGAAGACUGAACCCCCAUCUGCAGCCAGCGGCACAACAAGCACCACGCUCGGCGCUCGGAGCGCAUCGCCACACAGGAAUGCAUACGAGGCAGGAAUUCAGUCACUUAAACCAGUCAAAGACCCUGAUGCUGCAAACGGUGAGGAUGGCAAAGAGGGGAAGUCACGACCUAUCGGACGGGGUCGCAGGUACGGCUCCAAUGUCCAUCGCAUCAAGAACAUGUUCAUGCAGAUGGGCUCCCCUGGGGACGAAGAAGAUCCGUCAAAGAUGAAAGACCAGGCAGUGCGCCUCUCCUUGCCAAGAGCCAGCAGUCUUAAUGAGAAUGUAGACCACAGCGCCCUUCUCAAGCUAGGUGGAACUGUUUCUGAACGUGUGAGUCGCUUUGAUGGAAAGCCUGAUGGAGGAGGUGCCCGUGGACCUUCGUCUGGCUUCUCUAAACUACAGGAGACACGCAAGAUUUUCGAGCAGCGCACCAUGCAGGAGAAGCAGGCUGCUACCAACCGCAUCCUCCUGAAGAAGGAACGUGCCUCUGGCUUCCAGGACAGUCGUCUGGAUGUUGUCGUACGAUUCAAUGGCAGCACAGAAGCCCUAGACAGACUGGACACAGAAGUUGGGCCUGUCGAGGCAGUGUCUCCCACUGUUAGUCAGCUGAGUGCUGUGUUUGAGAAGGCAGAAUUGCGGAACAAUCUCCAUCGGCCGUCUUCAUCUUCACUUACGCCCUCUCGCCCCAAAGUCAUUCCAAAAAAGGUGCGAACAUUCUCUCAAUCAGGAAGCCAAGAAAAUGAAUUGCUGGCUAAUGAACAAGAAGCAGCCCCUAGAAGUCCAAGGAGAACAGGAUCCCAAGCUAACGCAACAAGCAACAAGCUAUCAGCAGAUGAGUCUCUUUUGUCUGCAGAGCCAAAUGCAAAGCAGUCAAAAGAAUUCCAAGACUCUACUGGAACUAGUACAGAGUCCAUACCUGGGGAGCAGGAUGCUGCUAGCCAGGAAGCAGGGAGCAGAUUGGUGCAUGCGGAGGUUCACGCUUCCCUUGAAAAUGGGGAGGCUGAAAACAGUCACGAGGCUGUUGAGCAGAGAGAUGAGUGCAGGCUGAACCAAGGAGACACCUCCGCUCAAAAGGAGGAGGCGGGAGAGGAAGAGACCCUAAAGGAGGAUUAUUCAGAAGCUGACCUGAUAGACAUCAGUGCCUACAGUGGUGUAGGUGAGGACUCUGGUGGGAGUCAGCUGGAUGAGGACGAAGAGGCUGAUGAUGAUGAGGCUUAUGAACCGGAAUCUAGCUGCACAGAGAUCCCGGGACUGCCGAAUGAGGAUGAACCUCCAGCCAGCAGGAAGAUCCGUUUCAGCAGUGGGCCGAUUAAGGUGUUCACCACGUACUCCAACGAGGAUUAUGACCGGCGCAACGAUGAUGUCGACCCUAUGGCAGCCUCAGCCGAGUACGAGCUGGAGAAGAGAGUGGAGAGGCUGGACCUUUUCCCCGUAGAACUGGAGAAAGACAACGACGGCUUGGGGAUCAGUAUCAUCGGAAUGGGCGCUGGCGCAGACAUGGGUCUGGAGAAACUUGGAAUCUUUGUCAAGACGGUGACAGAGGGAGGAGCUGCUCAUCGUGACGGAAGGAUCCAAGUGAACGACCUGAUAGUUGAGGUUGAUGGCACUAGUCUGGUGGGUGUGACACAGAAUUUUGCAGCAUCUGUCCUGAGAAACACCACCGGCACUGUCAAGUUUAUCAUCGGCCGUGAGAAGCCGGGUGAGCAGAGCGAGGUAGCUCAGCUGAUCCAGCAGACGUUGGAGCAGGAACGCUGGCAGAGGGAGAUGAUGGAGCAGCGCUAUAACCAGUACAUGGAGGAGGAUGAAGAGGCGGGUGAGUAUGGCACAGAUGAGGAUGAGGAGAUGAGCCCCAUGUUCCCUAAUGCUAUCGAGGUGUUUGACUUGGCUGAGAGCGAGGACAUGCUCUCUCCUGUGGAGAUGGACCCAGAGAAACUCACUCACAAGUUUAAAGAGCUCCAGAUAAAGCAUGCAGUGACCCAGGCUGAGAUCCAGCAGCUGAAAAGGAAGCUGGCUCAUGCUGAGCAGGAAAAACUGCGUUGGAGGAUGGAGAAGGCCCAGCUGGAGCAGACUGUCAGAGAGACGAAGGAGCGCAUGGAGAAGCUCGAAGGCUACUGGAUGGAGGCUCAGAGCCUGUGCCAGGCAGUGGACGAGCACCUUAAAGAGACACAGGCACAGUACCAGACACUGGAGCGCAAAUACAGUAAAGCCAAGCGCCUCAUCAAAGAGUAUCAGCAGAAAGAGAUUGAGUAUCUGAAGAAGGAGACAGCGCAGAGACGUGCACAGGAGGAAUCAGAAGCUGACCACAAGGAGGAGACAGACAACCUGCAGGAGAAGGUUCAGUAAUAACACUGUGGCACUAAGCGUAGCUGCGAGAGUGCUGCCUUACCGCUACAACAGCUACAAAGGUGAGCAGAUGGGCUUAUAUACAUACGUCCAACAAUUUUUUAAUUAUUGGUCACUCAAAAGAGAUAAUUAAUAUUUCUCCGGAAUUUCAAAUGUACUGUAUGUUAAAAAUUCAGUGACUAUUCAGUGGUCAGUAAGGACAAACCACUGCCAGGUGUGUUCUUAUAUUAAUAUCUGCUCACUUAUGUGUUGUAGCUGUUAUACACUUCUAUGUUGUGAGGUGAAGUCCAGCUAAAAAGACUGAAACAGCUAAGAUAUAACCUUCUGAAAUCUCAGCUGCUUUAUUGUGAGCUUUACACAUUUAUAAAAGGCUGUUUUUUGGUGUUGGUUCUUCUUUAGAUCACUGACUUAGAAACGAAGGUGGGUGCAUUGAAGAGCUCUGAGCCCUCCUAAAUCUGCACAGGAACUAGAGAGAAACGAGGGAGCGAGCAGGAGAAAAGUCUUUCAGCCCUGGACGUCCCUCCUUCCUGCAUGAUUUCCCCUGUGGCAUGCAACAAUGGACAAGCAAAAGAGUUCAAGAAACAUUAAAGGGAUGUUACUGGGGGGAAAGGGGCGUGACAGAGAACUCACAAAGUCCUGCCAGACGUGUGGCACAGGCCUGCUCACCUCUACUCUUCAUGACAACCCAUGUAACGUAGGACGUUUUUUUGCUUUCAAACAGUAUUUGAUUGUUUUGGGGUUUUUUUUUUUUUUGGUUUUUUUAACGACCCAAUAAAAACAUUACACAUGCUUAGUUUUGGCAACUCAGCACACUUGAGUGACACACGCCACCUGGACCUGGUGCCAAGUGAACUGAAGAAAGGAAAAAUCCAUGCGAGAGACUUUUGAGUUUCACUUUUUUUUCCAUCACCUGUGUGCAGAAUGAGAUGCUGUGGGUUUGUACAGCAGUGUCAGAACAUUUGAUGGUGUUUGUAUAUAAUCUUCGAUGUAUUUAAAAAUACCUAAGCAAUGAGCUGUAAGGGAACCUGGAACAGACAGGGUGGAGGAUGCAGUUUGUGGGAGGGGGUAAAACCAGGGUGCAGAUAACAGGUAACAGUAAAAUUGAAGGUAAACAGAUUUUCCUAGUUCUAGACUGGCGCAGGUGAAGACGUGUACUCAUUUCAUGCAUUUGUUUUUCCAAGCAAAAUGGCAAACAGGGUGUGAGACUUGUGUAAGUCGACCUUUCAAUGUACCUUCCAAGACUUACAUUUCACACUUUGCUUUCCCCUGGACAGUAUUACUGGAAGUGUGUUGUGUGAUUCAGGCAUCUGGGUCGCUGUCUCCUGCAUUUCUCAACGCAUCAGUCACUAUCAGUGUAUGAAUGACAAAGAGAAGCCUUUGUGUGCUUAAUUCUGUCUUUUUAUUUUUUAGCUCUGCUCACCAGAUAUUUCUUGCACAGCCUCAGAUGACAGUGCAGUAAAUGGCAGCAUGUGCUGAAUUAAUGUGUUAAAAUCCAGCAUUGAUGCUUCAUCAUCACUUCUUUAGGUUGUUUGUUAAUCCAGGCGGAAGAUUAGAUUUUUUUGAUUGUUCAAAAAUCCCUAACAAAUAUCCCAAAGUUUUCUGUAGUCAUUUGUCUUAAAGCACAUUAUUGGGUGACUACAGUGUAUUAUUCUGUAAAAGGAAAUGCAUGUAGUUAUGAGAGUCAGGAACUGAAAGCCAGAUCUGCUGAUGGAUCCUGAGAUUUUUCGGGGUUAAAUAUUAUUUGAUUGAAAGUAACCGUCUUAUUAUUGUAAUGGAAACCAUACAUUUGCAGAUUUUUAGCUUUUGCUGAUGUCUUAUUGGUGUGCAGCUUUUUUUUUUGCUACUUGACCUCAAGCGAAUUUUAUUAUUGUAUUCAAUCAAAUGUUAUAAAUUGGGGAAACUGGAAUUUAGAUGAAAUACAGCUUUUAGGUAGACACUGGCCUUUAAUCUGAUUUUGGACCAGCCUCCUCAGACGAGAUCACAACUCAGCCGUAGCAUUAAAGGAUCAUUCUGGUAUUUUUGAACAAAUAUUUGUUUUAACAGUAAGGGCAUUCUGACCAGGUGGCAAACUCCAGACGUUUUCAUGCUUUUUUUUUUUUUUUUUCCUUUUUAAAAUUGAAGACAUGUCUGGAGAAACAUCAACCUGCAAUUACUUUGAGCUGUAUGCAUUUAGUUCAAAACUCCCGGUGUAAUCCUUUAAGGACUGGUGUGGAGUCUGCUGGAGAUUUUCUCUCUGUUUGCAAUAAGAAAGAGGCUCAGCUGUUGCUAUAUGUUUAUUCUCAGUUUCAGUUAAAGGUAUUGAAACUUAAUUCUGGAAAGACAGUAUUAGUUUGAGCAGAUUGAAAAUGCAUCAUGCUGUAGUUUCCAUGGCUUUCUCAUGUAUGUAAUUUAAUUCAAUCCAUUGCUUCCACUUGCUAUGUUUUGUGAUGAUAAAAAAAAAAAAAAGGUCUCUUACGAUGCAGUAUUGAAAGCGACGUCUUGGGUUUUAUUCAACCUUUUAACAGAUAUUUUAGCGAUACAACAAUUAUUACUCUGCAACAAUAUAUAAUGGGCUUUGUUAUUGUCAGUAGAGUAUAAAUAGAGUUUUUUUUUAUGUGUGGAAAUAGAAUCUCUCAUCCUUCACUUGGAUCCAAUUUGAAGUUUGUGCAAAUAUGCAAGAAGAAUUGUAAUAGCACUGCGAUAGUCCAGGGUCUGUACGUAUCAAGCGUUCCGCUCAGCCAGGUAGAAAUGUAUUCAUCUUUACGACAAGCGGAACUCACCGUUAAGUAAAGCAGCGCUUUUUCUCGUGUGAGGUUUGAUACAUAAAUACAAUCCCUGAACUACCUCAGGUCCUUCCCAUUUGUUUUUCUAGAUUUAUUUUUAUUUCUUUCCAUUUGUUGUUUUUUCCCCUCUCUGCUCUUUUAAUAUUUUUGCACAUAAACAUCAUUCAUUAACUGGAAAAAAGUGUAAAUGCAUUGUAACGAGUGCUACAUGCUACAGUGGGUUUUAUUUGAUGACAGUCAGCAUGAUGGAAGCUUGUCUCUGCUUCAGCUGUGCAUCUGGGCCAUUACAACCUCUGUAUGAUCCACUCAGGUUGUAUACACGCACACACACAUACACAAUCACACACACAUACACACACACACGGACAGACACGCACACAGGACUCCUUUCUUGCGAUCACGUUCUAGGAGGACAAGUAUUUUACUGGCACGAGGAUUCGCUCCGUUCUCGACCGUGUGACUGAAUCAGCAGAUAAGAAUCGUGUCCCUGUUCAUUUCCGGUCAACUUUUGCCUUUUGAUAAAUGUGAUUACUGCAACAGGACCUGAUCGUGUACCAGAAUUCCUGAUGGAUGAGCCAGGAAAGAUCGCAGCGCUAUGCGGACGAAUCACAGCGGGACAAGCUACAUGCUGAGUGAUUAUCAGAGCACUGAAACACUAGAGAAACAGUCACAACUUACAUUCCAUUUGACUUGCUUUCUGUGGACAUUGUAGCCUUCUAUAAGGUUCACUUACUUCUGUGUACAGAGAGGAACUCAUUCCUCAUGCUGGUGUAAGGGUGUUACUCAUUUUAACGUGAACUAAAACUUGACUCCAUUC